AUGGCUGGUACUUUACGCAGCCGCACCACCUUCCCCCACCCCGCACAAACAGGCCCCCACCCUCCCUCGUACCCUCCCCCGUACCUCCCUCCCCAUCAGCGCACUCCCUCCCCGACCUUCUCCCCCAUCCCCCCAUUGCACCCCCCCCGCUCUCCCUCUCCCGCGCUCUCCCGCUCCCCCGCUCCCUCGCGCGCGCAGGAGGAGCAGCAGGUGGAGGAGCUGCGGACGGAGAUGGCGGUGAUGCGCGCGGUGGUGGGGCACGCGCACAUAGUGGAGGCGGAGGCGGUGUACGAGGACGACGAGCACGUGCACAUGGUCAUGGAGCUCUGCCACGGCGGGGACCUCUUCGACCUCCUCGCGCGCUCCGACCACCUCUCCGAGAGCGACGCGCGCCACAUGUUCAGUGGGGUACCCGGUACCAUCAGGGCAAGACCAUUUUCCUUGCCGACAGAGGGGCUGGCUGCCACAGCAUGCCCUAUUCCUCCCCCCUGCCCCAACCCACUCCCCCUACCUACCUCUCCUCCCUCCCCUCCCAUCUCCCCACAUCUCCCUCCACAUUCCCCCCCAUCUCCCCCUCAACCCUCCCCCCGAUCUCCCCCUCACCACCCCCCCUCCCACAUCUCCCCGUCACCCCCCCCAUCUCGUCCCACCCGCCCCCAUCUCCCCCCUCCCAGGAAGAUAGUGGACGCGGUGGGGUACUGUCACGGCAAGAGCAUCGUGCACCGCGACCUCAAGCCCGAGAACAUCCUGCUCGCCGACGCCUCCGCGCUCAACCCCAAGCUCGCCGACUUUGGCCUCGCCGUGCACCUGCCCCCGGGCGCGCGCGCCGUGGGGCUGGCGGGGUCGUCGUUCUACAUGGCGCCGGAGGUCGUGCAGGGCAUGGCCUACUCCUUCCCCGCGGAUGUGUGGAGCUUAGGAGUCUUGCUCUACAUCAUGCUCUCAGGUGGGCGCUUCCGUUCUCUCAAGCGGUCCUUCAUUGAUAUUUUUUUAGGACGUGCCACAGGUCCCCCAACCGAGGCUCCCAAGGGUCGGCAGCAAGGCUCUGUGGGAACGGAACAGCAGCAACAGCAACAGCAACAGCAAGCUGUGGGAUGGGAUGGGAUGCUCUCUUUCCCUCCUACCUCGCACCGCUGUGAAGCUCCCUGCCCUCUCGCUCCAUGCCCGCUCGCCUCCCUCCUUGCACGCCUCUCGUCGGCCCAACCCCCUCUAGUCCCCCAUUCUGCUUCCCCUCCCUGGCCAGGCAACCCACCCUUCUCUCGACACGCAUCAUACCCUUCUUUUGAGACAUCUCAACAACACUCUCCCCUGCCCACCCCCGCGUUCCCCCCUGUCCCCCCUCCCUGGCCAGGCAUCCUACCCUUCUGGGGCGAGACGGUUGAGGAGACGUAUGAGAGCGUGUGCCAGGGGUACCUGGACUUCACGUCACGGCAGUGGCAGCUCAUCUCGCCAGCAGCCAAGGACCUCAUACAGCGCAUGUGCUCCCUAGACCCCCAGCACCGUCCCUCCCUGCACCACGUCCUCUCCCACCGCUGGCUUGCUGCCGCUGCUGCUGUUUCGACUGCCGGUGGUGGCGGUGGUGCUUCGUCGUCGUCGUCCUCCUCCUCCUCCGCCUCCUUCUCAUCCUCCUCGCUCUCCCCUGCUCCCUGCAAGCUCGCUCUUGCCCGCGCCGGCUCGCUUUUCUCUCCCUCCGUCUCUGCUGCUGCUGCCGCCGCCGCCGCUGCUGCCCUUGCUGACUCUGCUGGUGAUGGGUUUGACGCGGACGGGGCGGUGGGUGUAGCGGCAGCAGCAGGCGCUGCUGCUACAGCCACAGCUGGUGCCGCUGAUGCGGCUGCUGCUGGUGGUGGCGGCGGUGCCGGUGGUGCUGGUGGUGGUGCUGUUGGUGGAGGUUCAAGCGCAAGCAAGUAUAGGAGAGCGCAGCCGCGGGGAGAGAUGGCAUUGAAAAGGCGGGUGCUGCCUCUGCGGUCGAAGAGCGGAAUUGACAGUGCUCUCAUGUCUGCCGCCUGGAGAGGGCCUGAUAGGGAUGAUAUUGGUGGCGGUGCUGAUAUGCAUGCAGAGGAGGGGAAGGCAGAGGAUCGGGAGGGUGAGCGGGAGGACGGGGAUGAUUGGGCGGAGGAAGGGGAGGACGCGGCGGGUGAGGGGGGGAUGAGUGCGGAUGGGGAAGGGCGUGGUAGGGGAAGGGAUGGUGCGUGGGGUGGGGGGGCGGUAGAGGGUGAGGAUGGGGGGGAGGAUGAUGGGAUGGAGGAUGCGGAUGAGAGGACGGGUAGUGGGAGGAGGAGGAGGGUGGGCGGGAGGAGAGGAGUGGCAGGUGGAAGCCGAGCGGGGCGGGCGAGAGGGGUCAGUGGCACCGGCGGUGGUGGUUUAACCGCAGGAGCAGCAGCAGCAGCAACGUCGGCAGGUGGUCGCAGCAAUGCUGUUGCCACUGAUACUGGACCGGUGGUGCAUGCACAUGCACCUCACGUCUCCCCACGUGGAACCAGUACCGCUGCCUCUUCUGCUUCUUCUUCUGCUGCUGCGGCUGCGUUGAAUGCGGGGCCGAUGGAGGCUCGAGCAGGCAGUGCAGCAGUGUUGGCAGCAGAAGCAGAGGGCCUAGGCUGUGGCACACCCAGGUCGGGGGGACGAUCAGGCAGAGGGGGAUUGGGUGCUGUGGACAUGGCUGGGGAGAGGGCCGGGGUUGACAGGAGUGGAAGGGAAACCAGGAGUGGGGAUGCUGAGGCAAGCGCGAGCACAAGGGUGGCAGCAGCUGGUGCAGCUGGUGCUGCUGAUGGUGCUGGUGCUGCUGCUGGUGGUGGUGUUGUUGGGGUUUGGAGUCGGGGGGAUGAGAGAAGCAGGGAGGCAGCAGGUGCUGACGCUCGGGCUGGCACUCGGGGCAGUGUUAGUGAGGAGAGACGAGGCAGCUCCAGCAGUGCUACUUCUCCUGACUCUGCAUCACCCAACGCAUCAGCAACAGCAGCAGCACCUCCAACAGCAGCAGCAGCAGCAGCAGCGGCAGCAACAGGGGCGGCAGGCUCACCACAGGACAGUGCAGCAGCAGCAGCAGCAGCAGCAGGGGAUGCAGAGCAGGACGAAGGCGGGUCGUCCUCCUCGUCCUCGUCACAGCCGCGCCGGCGCCCCACAUACCAGCACAUCAGCAGCAUCGGGUCGUCCCGAGCAGGCAGGCGCGUGUGUGCGCCCGUGCAGCGGCCACGCACAGCCGAGACGAGACCUGGAGGGGGAGGAGUGGGGGGAGUGGGUAGGCGGGGAGGGAGCGCGCUUGCUAGUGGCAUUGGGGGGUCGUAUCUGGGGAGCUCUCCGCUCUCCCCCUGCUCUGUGCGCUCGCCUGGGCAGCCAGGCGGGGGUGCGGCUGCUAGGCUUGUUUCGCCGCCGAGAAGACCGGUUUCGAGAUAUGCUGCUGGUUCUGCUGCUGGUACUGCUGCCUCUGCGUCUGCCUCUGCUUCUGGAUCUGCUGCUGCUGCUGCUGCUUCUGUUGCUGCUGCUGGAGAGGCAGAGGGUUCAGGAGAGGGAGGCGAGGGGCUUGGGGGAGUGGGUGGUGGUGGGAGCAGAGAGGAAGGCAGGUACGGUGGGGCUGGUGACUUGGGGCAGAGGGAGAGAGACAGCGGGGCUGGGAGCUUGGAGGAGGGCAGAGGGCAGGGGCAGCAAAGACAUUCCAGUGAAAGGAUAGCGAUUGGAAAGGGGCAGCACGGAGGAGGGGUUCAUGCAGGGGGGACACUUGGGGGGGGCGCGCAUGGUGGGGGGACGCAUGUGGGGGGGACGCACAGGAUGGAGGAGGAGCGUGUGGGUGGAAGAGGGGGGCGGAUAGGUGGGGGAGGGGCGGCAGGUGGGGGGAGAGGGUAUGUUGGGGGAGGGGUUGGGGGAGGGGGGAUGCAUACAGGAGGAGGGGAAAGAGUAGGUCCGUCUUUGUCUUCUUCAAUGAACCCUCUAAGAAGGGCUAGUAGUGGGGUAGUCGGUGGGUUAAGUGGUGGGCUGACUGUCACUGGUGGGGCGAGUGCAGGGGGUGGUGUGGUGCUUGGGGUGUCCGGGGUUGGGGGUGGGAGAGGUGGCAAGGCAGGGGGGCGGAUGGGUGGCAGGGGCAGAGGGAUGGUAGGGGGAGGAGGAGGGGUGGAUGGGAGGGGUUUACUGGAACGAGAGAGGGCUGGAGAGGAAGGGCGGCUGGAAGAGAGACGGCACGGGAUCGUGGAAAGUGGUGGUGGUGGUGGUGGUGCUGCUGCUGCUGCUGCUGCUGCUGCUGUUGCUGCUGUAACCAGCAGCAGCAUCAGCAGCAGCAGUGUGGGCAGCGGUGCAAUGGGCAGCACGAGUACUAUUGCGGGACAGCGAAGCAGAGGGGGCCCUUCUUUGGGCAUUGCAGCAGGGGCAGGUGGGCAGGGCAACCCUAGGGGCGGCAUGGUGGAAGCUAGGCGGGUGGGUACAGGUGCUGGUGCUGGUGCCAGUGCUGCUGUUGCUACUGCCGGGGUAGGUAUGCUGCUGGAGGAGCGGUGGGGAGAGGAGGACAAGGAGGGGCGGUUCUUGAGAUGUCUCAAAAGUCGCGCUAUCCUCCCUCUGGCGAUCAGCACAGCUUCACAGAUGCUGCUGGAGGAGCGGUGGGGAGAGGAGGACAAGGAGGGGCGGGAGGGGGGCAAGGAGGGGGGCAAGGGGUAG
This is a messenger RNA of Closterium sp. NIES-65, 4632 nucleotides long. NCBI's taxonomy places the organism in Eukaryota, Viridiplantae, Streptophyta, Zygnematophyceae, Desmidiales, Closteriaceae. The record is from the annotation of a GenBank genome assembly.